This is a messenger RNA of Sardina pilchardus (European sardine), 4405 nucleotides long. RefSeq names its product mitogen-activated protein kinase kinase kinase kinase 5 (gene map4k5). Lineage: Eukaryota; Metazoa; Chordata; Actinopteri; Clupeiformes; Clupeidae. Gene Ontology annotation, molecular function: ATP binding; MAP kinase kinase kinase kinase activity. The record is from RefSeq and is a predicted model, not a curated record. Gene Ontology annotation, cellular component: cytoplasm. Bases 342 to 3101 code for a protein of 919 amino acids. Gene Ontology annotation, biological process: protein phosphorylation; intracellular signal transduction. The transcript has 36 exons.
CGUUCAGUAGCAUUUGAGUUGUCUGUGGAAGAGAAGUUCAAGCCUCCGUCAAACUCUGCGAGACAGCCGUUCGGAUGUGAAUUUCGACGCAAAACUUUUAAAGGAAGAAUAGAAGUAAAUAUUUUGGUGUGUAAUUGAUUUUAACAACUGAAAAGGAAAUGGACCAAAAUCCCUACUUGGAAGUUGGAGUGGCGAUGUGUAGUUAGACCACCAAGGACCACUAAUCUUUAGACAUUAUUUUUCUUUGUGGAAUACUUCGUUUGGUGCCAGGAACCUCUUGUAAAUGUAAACAAGAAACAGCAACAAGAAACCGAUAGCUAACAACUAGCAAGGAAGCCACAAUGGACAUCUAUCCCCGACCAAGUGGCGAGAUACAACGCCGAAACCCACAGCACGACUUUGAACUGAUUCAACGCGUCGGCAGUGGGACAUAUGGAGACGUCUACAAGGCUCGAAACAUUCAGACUGGAGAGCUCGCUGCUGUCAAGAUCAUCAAACUAGAGCCAGGAGACGACUUUUCCAUCAUCCAGCAGGAGAUUUUCAUGGUGAAGGAAUGCACUCAUCAAAAUAUAGUGGCCUACUUCGGCAGCUACCUCAGCCGAGAGAAGUUGUGGAUCUGCAUGGAGUACUGUGGAGGAGGAUCCUUACAGGACAUUUACAACGUGACUGGCCCCCUUUCAGAACUCCAGAUAGCAUAUGUCUGCAGAGAGACCAUACAGGGCCUGGGUUAUCUCCACACCAAAGGCAAGAUGCACAGAGACAUAAAGGGUGCUAAUAUUCUGCUAACAGACCAUGGUGAUAUCAAAUUGGCUGACUUUGGAGUUGCUGCCAAAAUAACGGCAACCAUUGCCAAAAGGAAGUCUUUUAUCGGCACGCCGUACUGGAUGGCUCCAGAGGUGGCAGCAGUGGAGAAAAAUGGGGGCUAUAACCAGCUGUGUGAUAUCUGGGCAGUGGGCAUCACUUCAAUAGAGCUUGCAGAACUUCAGCCUCCCAUGUUUGAUCUACAUCCUAUGAGGGCCUUGUUCUUAAUGUCGAAGAGCAGUUUCCAGCCUCCGAAGUUAAAAGACAAGACCAAGUGGUCAAACACCUUCCAAAACUUUGUGAAAGUGUCGCUCACAAAGAAUCCUAAGAAAAGGCCAACAGCAGAAAAGUUACUCUCACACAUGUUUGUAGCACAGAUAGGUCUGUCACGGAACCUGGCAGUGGAGCUGCUGGAUAAGGUGAACAACCCUGACAGCCAUCCCCAGUACUGCGAGCCAGAAGAUGAUGACCUGGAGCUCCCCCCUGUAGGAAGGCACACAAUCCGCUCGACCAAUAAGAACGCUCGAGCAGAGAGGACUCGCUCGGAGAUCAACUCCAAUGGGACACACUCAGGAAGGAGACAAAGCCCUCAAAGAACAGAGAACGGUGAGGGCUCAGUCGACAAAGUGCAGUUUGAGCCGCCGCUACGGAAGGAGACGGAAGCCCACACAGAGAUGGAUGUCAACCGGGACAACGACUUCCCCUCCCCGUGGAGUCCGUUCGCUGAGGGCAGCAUCACCACUAGGAGCCUUCUCAAAAGCGUAGAGGAGGAGUUGUUCAUACGCGGUCACAUCACUCACCUGGAGGAUGCCUUCGAGGAUGUGGAGCUCAGCAACACACUUAAGCAAGGACCCCCUCCACUGCCACCAAAGCCGCGCUUGAACAGUUCAUCUGAUGAGCUGGGGCUGAGUGACGGCUGUCUGACGGUGCGGCGCUUCCCCAACCCCGACAACGGAUCCUCCUCCGGCCCUCGCCGCCAGAGCACCCCGGAGCGAGGCAGCCAAUCAGAGCACUGCCCUCCGGACCACCUCUCGGCCUCAGUCAGCAGCCCUGGCCUGCUGGCACACACCUUAGAGCAGGCCCUUCCUCCCGUUAAAAGCAGAGAUGAGGACUCGGACAACAGUGUAAAUGGUGACAGCCCAAAGCCUCCCCCCAAUCGGCCACAGAGGAAAGAAAGGAAGGAGUAUCCACAGAAACCAGCUAUCAAUGGCCUUCCACCCACGCCUAAAGUCCUGAUGGGAGCAUGCUUCUCUAAAGUAUUUGAUGGCUGUCCUCUAAAAAUCAACUGUGCCACAUCAUGGAUUCAUCCUGAUACAAAAGACCAGUAUUUGAUCUUCGGUACAGAGGACGGCAUCUACACGCUUAACCUAAAUGAACUGCAUGAAGCUACUAUGGAGCAGCUCUUCCCCAGGAGGUGCACCUGGCUCUACAUCAUCAACAACAACCUGAUGUCCCUGUCUGGGAAGACGUCCUUCCAGCUCUACUCCCACAAUUUGAUUGGUCUGUUUGAGCAGCUGCGGAAGCCAGGAAGCCUGGCUGCUCAGUUCCAGACACAUCGCUUUCCUGACAGAAUCCUACCCAGACGGUUUGCCCUCACCACUAAGAUCCCCGACACCAAAGGUUGCCACAAGUGCUGCAUCGUGAGGAACCCGUACACGGGGCACAAGUAUCUGUGCGGAGCGCUGCAGUCUGGGAUUGUGCUGCUGCAGUGGUACGAGCCUAUGCAGAAGUUCAUGCUUAUCAAGCACUUUGACUUCCCGCUGCCGAGCCCGCUGAAGGUGUUUGAGAUGCUGGUGGUGCCCGAGCAGGAGUACCCCAUGGUGUGCGUGGCCAUCAGCCAGGGCAGUGAGCUCAACCAAGUGGUGCGCUUCGAGACCAUCAACCUCAACUCCUGCUCCUCCUGGUUCACUGAGAUGGGCUCAGGUGGCCAUCAGGUGGAUGCUAUCCAUGUUACUCAGCUGGAGAGGGACACUGUGCUCGUGUGUCUCGACAAGAACCUUAAGAUAGUGAAUCUGCAGGGCAAACUCAAGUCCAACAAGAAGCUUGCGUCAGAACUCAGCUUUGAAUUCUGCAUCGGCUCCGUGGUGUGCCUUCAGGACAGUGUCCUGGCCUUCUGGAAACAUGGAAUGCAGGGGAAGAGCUUUAAAUCUAAUGAGGUCACACAGGAGAUUUCUGACCCCAGCAGGGUGUUCCGACUCCUGGGAUCAGACAGGGUGGUGGUGUUGGAGAGUCGCCCCACUGAUAACCCCACAGCCUACAGCAACCUCUACAUUCUGGCCGGCCACGAGAACAGCUACUAACCCCCCCUCUCCUCUCUCUCACACACACACACACACACACACACACACACUUAGGCACCAACUUGCACACAAGCUAGAGCUACGUACAGCAACAGCGCUAUCUCCCACUGUCAACGGGUACAACUUUGAGUAAGCACACACACACACACAUACACACACACACACACACACCAUCAUCUGGCUCUCCGUGGAUCGUGGAAGUCCUAGUCUCUCUGUUUGGGUGGCGUGGUCCAGGCCUGUCCGAAGACCUUUACGACGGCCUGAAGAAAAGGUCAUGACCUUUCGGCUCUCCAGACCAGUGGCCAGAGCUGCCAGACACUCGGCAUUGACGUCUGUAAUGCAAAAGUAAAUGUCUUAUGGACAGCACAUUAUUACUCUGUCUUUCUAUCUGUCUAUUUAUCUCUCUCACACAUACACUGUCUCUCUCUCUCUCUCACUCACACACACACACACACACACACAAAUACAUACAAACACUUUCACCUUCUCUCUUUCCUUCUCUGAAACAUAUCACUAUGAGCUACAGUUAUAGACUGCAGUGUUAUUGAUCUAUGAAGUGCCAAUAUCAGUGAGGAUGGUCAGUUUCUCACGCAUACAAUAAUAAUAACCAAGUGUUUGGUUAAUGGGAGUCAGACAGCAUGUCUAACAGAAGUGUGGUUUUUGACUUGGGAGUGUUUUGUUUUUUUUAGCCAGUUAGCUGGUGGCUAACUUUUAACUUUCCUUCUCUAUGGGAGUUUUAAUGCCGUAGAUAUGGAAGGACUAAGUCUGGGAUUAAAAAAUAAAAGAAGGAAAGAAAGGAAAGGAACUUCUCGGUCAGUUUAUCAUUUUUUUGAGGAUUGACUAUUUAAACGUGUUAUUUAUUAACGUAGGAUUUGGGAGGGUGGGGGUUUGGAGUUGAGAGGAAGAGAAUAUGGGAUAGUAACUAUGUUAACCAGAGACUAGUCACCGUGACAACAGACAAGGUCAAAAGCAAGGGUUGUUUUGUUUGUUUUGUUUUGUUUUGUUUUUUCUCGGCUUUGUAAUAUAGUGGAUUUUUUUCCAGCUCCUAUCAGUUUAUUUUUUAGGAAUUUGAUUAUAAUGUAAAGUGGUAUUCUUUUUAUGAUCCGUUGUUGCUUUUACUCAGAUAUUUGCACCAUGUAAGCACUUUUGUACAUUAAUGUUGUUUCUUUUUUAUUUAAAGUUUGACAGAACGUGGCGAUCGCUACGUUUUAAUGACUCUGCCAGGUUUUUCCUUGCAAAACGUUUAAUGUAUGCAGUUUUUUUGUAAUAAAAAAAGCUAUUGUUAACAAUAAAAAUGAGUUUCU